Messenger RNA from Aspergillus costaricaensis CBS 115574, 504 nucleotides. RefSeq lists its product as uncharacterized. Lineage: Eukaryota; Fungi; Ascomycota; Eurotiomycetes; Eurotiales; Aspergillaceae. The record is from RefSeq and is a predicted model, not a curated record. Bases 1 to 504 code for a protein of 167 amino acids. The transcript is spliced from 6 exons.
AUGGCAAGAAGGGGGAAAAGCGUAAAAAAGAAAGAAGAAAAGAAGGAAAGAUGGAGGGGGGAUGGGCCAGAUGCACCUCGCUGGGCCAUGGACGAGCUCAACUCGAUCUCCGGCGCCGAAGCAGCAGGGAUCGCGCCGAUCGAAGUUCGCCGUCAACAAGCGAUCCUUUUUCGGGUCUGCGAUGUGCAACCGAUUCCCGCCACUAUUGCAAGUUUUCUUUUUCGUUCCCUUCCCCCUGGAAUCUGCAAUUGUGCUGCUGGCUCGUGUCCUCCGAACGGGCAGCCGCCGCUGGGUGGCCCCUACUACUGUACAGGAUGUACUACUGGCUUGUCUGCCUACUUACCUAUUCCUCCGUCCCGCGCGACGGGACCCAGAAUCCCGGAAAAGAGACAGACCUACUUCCAGCAACCCCAAUCGGUUCGGGAGGAAAGAAACACUCGAAACUUGUCGAUCUGUCACGACAGGGCGAGCGAGUACCAGAGAAGCGGUCUUGAGCUAAGUUGA